This is a messenger RNA of Ixodes scapularis (black-legged tick), 5363 nucleotides long. It is a transcript of the gene mus101, whose product is annotated as DNA topoisomerase 2-binding protein 1-A. Lineage: Eukaryota; Metazoa; Arthropoda; Arachnida; Ixodida; Ixodidae. The record is from RefSeq and is a predicted model, not a curated record. Gene Ontology annotation, biological process: DNA replication initiation; mitotic G2 DNA damage checkpoint signaling; mitotic DNA replication checkpoint signaling. The coding region runs from base 182 to 4666 and encodes 1494 amino acids. The transcript is spliced from 5 exons.
UUUCAUUAUUUGUCGUCCGUUUGUUUCUCCCGCGGUUAGCUUCUGCGCGCGUCGUUGCUGCUACUUGCUGAAACCUUGAUCAACUUCGCAAGUUUAUGGCGUUUGUGUUCACCUUGAGAUUCUCCGUGCGAUACCCAUAAAGCCUUGUCGGGGACCACGCGAGUCGCCGAGGGUGGUCGACAUGUCCAACCCACCGGACGGCAGCCUUUUGCUCGUCCUGCCGACAGGCAAGAGCCCACGAGAUGCGCCUGCAACGUUGCGGGACAUGUACGACCUUACGUGCCGGGAGCAGAUGGAGCCGAAAUGGAUCACGACCCAGGACUGCCUGGCCAAGUCAUCCCGCAACCCGACCGAAGUGUUUGUGUGCGACCCUUUCGAAGGACCGGCUUUUGACCACCUGACGGCGCUCAACUGCCGAGUCGUGGGCCCGCUUUGCAUGGCGCUCUGCAUUCAGGAGCAGCAGUCGUUGCCUCGCAGGCCCAACCCGCUCUACAGCCUCUCCUUCAGGGGCAUGGUGGUCACCGUCUCGGCGCUCAGUCCACCGGAGAGGCAGAAGGUGCAGACAUGGGUCGAGCUCAUGGGUGGGACGUACAUGGCGGCACUGACCAAAAGUGUCACUCAUGUUGUGGCAGGGGAGGUUGGAUCCAAAAAGUACCAUGCGGCAGCCAGCCGGAAACUGCCCGUGAUGCAGCCCCAGUGGGUCAAACUUUUCUGGGAAAAAGAGCAGCACACGCUGGCUCAUGCUUCGAGCGACGCGUAUAACCACCUACGCCUACCUGCCUUCAAGGGGCUUAGCAUUACCGUUUCUCAGGUGUCUCCCUUGGAGCGGAAGGAGCUACAGGUGCUGGUGGAGUCUAACGGCGGCAAAUAUUCUGGCCAGUUGAAGGGCAGGGACACGACACACGUGGUGCUGCUGCAUGCCGGUGGCAGCAAGUACCAAUACGGCCAAGCAUGGCAACUCCACUGCGUGCACGUGAGUUGGCUCCACGACAGCGCUCGAGCCGGCUACGCCCUCGACGAGUCUCUCUACGCAGUCAAGCCGCAGGGUGCCACGAAAUCGACGCCGAGCUCUCUCACCGAAGCUCCUUCUUUCGAGCUUCCUGUGGACGUGAGUGCCAUAGGAAAAGUCGACCUUGUGUCGUGUCUCGAAGAGACACGCUCCUCCAACGUGAGCGACGCGUCACGGAUGACCCAGAGGGAUCCAGUGGACGAGAUCGACGUCGAGAAGCUUUCCUCCCACUGCGGCCAGUUCCUGGACGGGUGCUGCGUAGUACUUUGGGGGUUCGCGCCCGAGAAAUUGGACAAGAUGCGGAGGGUCAUCAACGCAUGUGGCGGCGUGCGCUUUAACGAGUACGCCGAGGAAGUAACCCACGUGGUCGUGGCGGAAGGUGCGAGCGUUUCCCAACUCAACAAGGCCAUCGCUAAGCAAGGGGGCUUUCCGUACCUGGUAUCUCCUCAGUGGUUUGCAGAAAGCUCUGCCCUAGGGGCCGUUCAGAACAUUGACACUUACCUGCUUGUGAAGGCGGCAUCAAAGCCGUCGAUUGUGGAGUCGCCGGGCAGCGUUUCAAGACACACCGUGGAAACGUCGCAGAAGGCACCGCCACGAGAGCUGGAUAGAACAACUCUGCCGGACCUCAGCGACAUUGUCAACCAAUACCGAACCUCGGACAACACCCCUGCCAACGGCUCUGCACUGCAGGAGCCUGUAACGUCCUACAGUGAAGAGUGCCAGGGAAUUGAUCUGAUACCAGCAGAGGCAACUGGGAAAGGAGACAAGUUGUCAUCUGGUCCGUCAAAUUUAACCCCAAAUGCGCUCUUUGACUUCAUGACCUUUCGGAUUCACGACUUUAAGAGCGAAGAUGAGGCACUUCUCCGAGAGAUGAUUGACCACAACGGAGGUAAAGUCAUCGCAGACAUAACAAGAAAGGCCGACGGCCCCCGAAAGCUUGUCGAGGUUGUCCCAUUAGUGGUGGACCUUGAGAAGGACUAUGACCAGUUUGGAGGCGUAGUUGUGACAUACUGCUGGCUGCAAGCUUGUAUCCACGCUGAAACGUUGCUGGGGUUUGAUUCGGACCCAUUAUUCUCACCAUUCCAGAAGCCGACAUCGGAAGCGCCACUUCAUGGCUGCGUAAUUUCGUUCAGCCAGUACAAUGCUCCAGAGCGAGAAUUUUUGAUUCACUUGGCCGAGUCAAUGGGAGCCGUGUGCCAAGAAUUUUUGGUCCGGAAAGUUAGUAAGCAGCGCAAACUUCUUCGUAACACGCAUCUGGUUGCCUGCGAACCUCAAGGCAGCAAGUACGAGGCUGCAAAGAAGUGGGGGUUGCCUGUGGUCACCAAAGAGUGGCUCGUGGCAUCUGCAAAGUUUUGCACAAAAGUAAACGAGGACCAGUUUUUUGUGGAUAGUGUCUACAAUAAAACAUUACGUGCCAAAGAUUCUGAAGCCCCCAAGGUUGUCAACGGAGAGGAAGGAAGGCAUGAAACAACGGCAAUCAGUGAUGCCUCCGUUUGCUGUGAGGCACCAGCCACCAGCCUUUCUCCAGAAAAAGGCCAUGGGAGUACUCCACCAUGUGCUCCGACGUUAAAUGGGGGCGAAUAUCAUUCUGAUAGUGCAGAAGGCAUGUCCAGCAGGGUCGAACUCUCAGACCUCCCAGAUCAGUUCCAGACGCCAGAGCACGUUCAAAGAGCCUCCAUCGAUGGAGUUCCAACUCCUGGGAGCUACCUCAAGAGUCAGCGGAUCCGGGAGCUGAUGCAUCAGAGCCGAAAUAGCUCCAGCACCAGCAUUGCCAGCAUCGACGGGAGCAUCAGCGAAGACACUUUCCAGCAGAUGCUCGAUGGGACGCACAAACCGAAGCUACACUUGCCGGGACUUCCGGAGCAGUUGGAGGCCAAGCAGAAAGCAGCCCGUAAGGGGCCCCACACGCUCUCUCUCGGAAAGCAGCUGGCUCAAAACAUGAGAUUGGCCGCCGAGCGGAUCGGCGACCGGGACUUGCUCGACGGUCUUUCGAGCACGCCGACGCCGAAAGAGGCACGAGCGCCAGCCUUCCCCCUUCCCGUGCCAGACAGCCGUCCGCUCGAAGGCAUCGUGGUCUGCAUCUCCAAGAAGCUCGCCCAACAUGAGAAAGAGCUCAGAGACAUUGUGGUCUCGCUCGGGGGACAGUUUGCGCAGGAGUGUACCGAGCAGUGCACGCACUUUGUCUGUCAGGGCAGACCUGGGGAGCCGUUGCCUCGAGAAGCGGGACGGGCCAGGGAGCGGGGGAAGAAGCUGGUUGGUCCAGAGUGGGUGUACGCCUGCAAGGGGUCCGGAGCGCGGCUCGACGAGGCGGACUUUCCAAGCGUCCGGGACGAGAGGCUGUCCCUUUCGGGGCAUUUCACGGCGGUCCGAAUCCCUAAGCAGAAGUCUCCGACCAAAGAACAGAGCGCCUCGUCUGAGCCCGGUUUGUCCAAAGGCUGGCCUCAAGUGGACAGUUUUGCAAACGCGCAGCAAGUGACGCCGAAGCCGACGGAACCGCCCUCUCGGCGACUGACGGAGAACCACCGGAUCAUUAACGACCAGCUGGACGAGCUCAUGUCGGUGGCAAAGGAAGCCGGUCGACGCCUGAGCCACCACCCCCCACCUCGAGUGUCCCUGUUCAACUCGCCUUCCGUCCCGGAAAUGCCCCUCCCCGCACCCAGCUCGCCUACCGGACGAUCCGCUCACCUUCCGCUGCCGGAUUCGGAAUCGCAGUUUGUGGGCGUGACGUGGGACGACCCGACGCGGAGGCAGGAGAUGGCAAGGCUGGCCGGGAAACUGUCUGAGGUGGAGCCACUGUCUCAGUUCUCGCAGUGGGACGGGGCGGACGACGUCUUUAAUGCGCCGAAACUGCCGCCGGAUCCUGUGCCGGAGCCCCCGAAGAAGUUCAUGCUGUCGGGCCUGGCAGAGGAGCAGAAGGUGCACUACGCCGGCGUCGUCGAGGAACUGGGUGGAGUGCUGCUCACGUCGAAGAACUAUGACCCGGAGAUGACGCACCUGGUGCUCGCCAGUGCCCUCAAGAACGAGCGGUACCUGGCGGCCGUGGCGGCGGGCAAGUUCGUGCUGCACACAGCCUACCUGGACGACAGUGCCAAGGCGGGCCAGUUCCUCGACGAGGAGGGCUACGAGUGGGGGGGCCCGCUCACGGACGGCGUGCUGGCCAACCUGUCUACGUCGUCGGUCAAGGGCCAGAGCCACAAGCCGGCCUACGCACCACGGCGCUGGCGGCAGCUCAUUUCACGGAACCCGGACUCCCGGGGAGCCUUUUCGGAAUGGCGCGUGAUCCUGUUUGCGUCGGGAGCGGCCAAGGAGGCCGUGUAUCGCCGCGUGCUGGAAGCCGGAGGGGCCACCAUCCUGCCUUCGUCGCCGCCCGAUUUCCAGACCGGAGACGUCACUCACGCGCUGUUCGACGCGGGGACUGCACGCUCAGUCGACCUGAAGCUGUUGACGGAUGCCGGCGUGCUCUGUCUCAAAGCCGAGUACAUGGCUACGUUUCUCGUAGACGACCCGGUGCCCUCGCCCGGAAAGUUUAGGAUAUCCGAGCUCACGUCCCUCUUGAACUGCGAAGCACCCUCCAGAAGGGCGACGUCAAAGAGGGACGGUGGCGACACCUCGAGCGAAGGAGGUUCGCGGCACAAGGCCAAACGUAACAGGCGGUAGAUGCCCUUGAAGGUUGCUUGAAGGUUGAAGGAGGUGCUUUAGAUGGUUUAGAGCUGCCUAUGCUGUGCCUAUAAGAAGUAUUUUCACAAUUGAACUGUGCUUAGAACUGACCCCUCUUUUGCAGGCAGAGGAGGGAUUGUAUAUUUGCAGUGUUGGGUACUGUUCAAAAUGCCCUCCUUAGUUACGGUAGACAGUUGGUUUUGCUUUCUAGCGUAAGCAUAGCCUGCAUUUAAAAUGUAUUGUCUCGAAAAUAGCUUAUAUAAAUAUACUGCUUUCUUGUACAGUGAAGUUCAAUGUUUGCGAGUGUUUUGUUUGGUUCACUAAAGAAUGUUAUUUGAGUUGCAGUAUUCUUGCAUUUUGUGUUGACAUGUGCACCAAGUACAUUUUUGUUUCAUCAGAGGACAGACAUUGUACCUGGCAUCAUCUCUUGUACAGACAUAAUCAGGUUUGUCUGAAGCACAAGAACGGAAGCCUGUCCCCAAGGGACUCUGGACAGGGGGCGACCUGGACACUUGCAUGUUUCCUCGUGUGGCAGUGCACGGCGUUACUUGGCUCACACCAGCGAUAUGCAGUUUCUCACAUAUUUGUAUUGUUUGUUGGAGUUUGUCUUGUGUGGGUGCCAUUUUUCAAGAACAUUGUGUACUUUGGACUUUUAUUGCAUUUAUGUUUUAUAUUAAAUAUUUUUUAGGUAAUCCUU